ACCUGCCUGUAUCUAGAAGAGCUGGAAAGGGGCAUGAACAAGUGCAGAAAGGGUUGGGGCAUUAUAUACAGUACUGCCCAAGUUAUAGUAGCUAGCUUGCUUUUUCAUUCAAGUUAUGUUUGAAUGCACAUCAUCUUCUCUUCUAGGUCCCCCUCUUCCUCUGUCGUCUCUGCGUCUUUUUGUUCCGCCACUGCGGCUGGUGUGUGCAGCUCUGUGGCAGGUGAUCGAGCGGAGAGACAUCAUGGACUAUGGGCUGCUGGAGGAGUUUGCCACCACCGUGUUGGAAAUAGUCCCGGAGCUAAUGAGUUACAGAGAGAGGGUCCAACUCCUCCUGGGACUAAGAGCACGGCUGGUCCUAGAGUUAUGUCGCUGUGAUGAUGAGUUGUGUCGCCCUGACACCGUUCAGCCACACCUGAACAGGAUGAGGAGCUGUGUCUCCAAUCAUAAGGGAGAGGUUUCAGAUCCAAAUGUGGAGGCAUCAGAGGCGAGCUUCACGAAGCUGAUUGAAACCCUAAUGGAGGAGCCAAAGGAGAGGGAACUCUUCUUCCAGAAUGUUUUUCCAGAGGAGUUUGGCCCCAAGUAUGACUCAACACUGCAGAUUCUGGUGUGGGAGUUCCUGUCCAGACUGGAGAAACUGUUUCCUCCUCCAGACAUUAAACAGACUGCAUCGUGGCUCAACCUGGCCCCUGCUCUCUUAGAGGAGUGUGUGCAGUCUGUGGCUCACCCUGAGCCAUUACAGGCACUCCUCCAUCACCAUAAAAAUGGAAAACAGUUAGACACCAAUGCUCUAAGGUCCACUGGUGGUGACUACAUCCUCUCUUCACUGUCUUCCCCUUCCUCUGUGAAGGAAGAAAGUGCCUCUUACCAAGCUGGCCCAGAGAGACAGUCCUAUCCCACCAUGCAGGGAUAUCAAAGCCCUUUCCCCUGUGAUGAACCAGAGAUGAGCUGGGACUGCCGAAUGGCAGAUUGUAGGGUCUGGACUGUAAAGCCACCAGCUGGUUCUGCUUCUGUGGAGGUCGAGGUCGAGACUAUAGACGACGCCUCUGAUAUAAUGGUUAAACGCAAGACGAUCGUCAAAGAGUCGAUCAAAGAGACUAGGAGAGAAGAAGCUGUUCUCUGCCCUCAGACACGCAGCGGGCUGAAAACCAGCCGCUUGACAGCUGCCUGUCUGCGCCGUCAGCCUGUACUGCGUUUGAACAGGCUUGACAUGAACAAUAUGCCGUUCCCCAAGUCCUUGCUAACACUGAUUCUAAGGAGGGGGAGACUGCAGGCCGAGGCGACGAGACGCCCAGGACCGAAAAGAAGAGGCAGAAAGAAAAAACGGAGACGAGGACGUGGUGUUGCAAACGAGCAGAUUGAAACAGACACACUGGACGUAAGUGACACGCCGCCACCCAAGUCAUCACUAACACUGACCCUAAAGAGAGGGAUAGUGCAGGCUGAGGCGACGAGUUCCCAGGUACCGAAAAAGAGAGGCAGAAAGAAAGGACAGAAAAUGGGACCCGGUAUCACAAGAUUACAGAUUGAAAAGGUUGGAGUACAUACGCUUGACAUUAGCGAUAUGUCAUUGCCCAAGACCUCGCUAAAGCUGAUCAUAAGGAGAGGGAAGCUGCAGGCCGAGGCAACGGACGGAAAAGAUAGACAGAAAAGAAGAGGCAGAAAGAAAAAAUGGAGGAGAGGACGUGGUGUCAGAAAUGAGAAGACUGAAGCAAAGGGUGUGAAAAGAGAGCGGUCACCUGAAACGGAGGAAGAUGCCGAACUAUCAGAUAAUGAACUUUGGACCACUGUCAAGAAAGGGGCCACUGUCGAUGAGUCUGGUGGAGUCCGUCCUUCUCCUCAUUGUCCAUCAUCUCAUAAGAGGGAGGAGGAAUUGCAACAGCCCAUACAGAACUUUCACUCAGAGGACCACAGUGGUCAUAUGGCCAAAGGGCAGAACAGAGAGGAACGGUCAGAGAGUGUACCUCAGGACUCUCUAACUCCUGAGCCAUCCAAGAUCUCUCACAAAAGAAGCUUCCACUCUGAGCAGCACAGAGGACAUAUGGCAGAAGGGCAGAACAGAAAAGAACGCUCAGAGAGUGUACCUCAGGACUCUCUAACUCCUGAGCCAUCCAACAGCUUUCACAAAAGAAGCCAACGCUCAGAGGAGCACAGAGGACAUAUGGCAGAAGGGCAGAACAGAAAAGAACGCUCAGAGAGUGUACCUCAGGACUCUCUAACUCCUGAGCCAUCCAACAGCUCUCACAAAAGAAGCCAACGCUCAGAGGAGCACAGAGGACAUAUGGCAGAAGGGCAGAACAGAAAAGAACGCUCAGAGAGUGUACCUCAGGACUCUCAAACUCCUGAGCCAUCCAACAGCUCUCACAAAAGAAGCCAACGCUCAGAGGAGCACAGAGGACAUAUGGCAGAAGGGCAGAACAGAAAAGAACGCUCAGAGAGUGUACCUCAGGACUCUCAAACUCCUGAGCCAUCCAACAGCUCUCACAAAAGAAGCCAACGCUCAGAGGAGCACAGAGGACAUAUGGCAGAAGGGCAGAACAGAAAAGAACGCUCAGAGAGUGUACCUCAGGACUCUCAAACUCCUGAGCCAUCCAACAGCUCUCACAAAAGAAGCCAACGCUCAGAGGAGCACAGAGGACAUAUGGCAGAAGGGCAGAACAGAAAAGAACGCUCAGAGAGUGUACCUCAGGACUCUCAAACUCCUGAGCCAUCCAACAGCUCUCACAAAAGAAGCCAACGCGUCAAAGCAUGCUCUUUCUGUGGCAAGACUUUCACUGACACACUGGGCUUGACAAGACACAUGCGAUCUCACAUUGAGCAGAUGUCACAUCAAUGCACCCAGUGUGGGAUAGACUUUGAAUUCAGUGAGGACUUAGAGGAACACCAGAAGCAUGGCUGUGAGAUGAACAAAAAGGAUAAUAGUGAGGAAAAUGGUGAUGACUACUGUGGGAGAACUGUACAGCAAAAACCUGAUCUGAAAAAAAAACCUGAGCUAAAAAGAGACAAAAAACCUGAUCUGAAAGGAGGCAAAAAACCUGAUCUGAAAGGAGGCAAAAAACCUGAUCUGAAAGGAGGCAAAAAACCUGAUCUGAAAGGAGACAAAAAACCUGAUCUGAAAGGAGACAAAAAACCUGAUCUGAAAGGAGACAAAAAACCUGAUCUGGAAGGAGACAAAAAACCUGAUCUGGAAGGAGACAAAAAACCUGAUCUGGAAGGAGACAAAAAACCUGAUCUGGAAGGAGACAAAAAACCUGAUCUGAAAGGAGACAAAAAACCUGAUCUGAAAGGAGACAAAAAACCUGAUCUGGAAGGAGACAAGAAACCUGAUCUGGAAGGAGACAAGAAACCUGAUCUGGAAGGAGACAAAAAACCUGAUCUGGAAGGAGACAAGAAACCUGAUCUGGAAGGAGUCAAAAAACCUGAUCUGCAAGGAGACCUAAAACAACAUGUGAAAGGAGACACACAAGACUGCUCCAUAAAGUGCCAUGUGUGCGGGAAAAUAACUACUCGUAUGCUGGGCUUGCGAAGGCACCUUCUAAUUCACUUCAACAAUGGAGCAUACAAGUGCUCUGCAUGUCCAAAGACUUUUAUAUCAAAUGCUGAUUUGAGAUCGCACCUGAGAUCAAAAAGAUCUUGCAGGGAGAAAUGUUCUGAUGAAGUAAUUACUACCGGGCACCACCUCAAAUCUGUCCCUGGUGAGUACAAGUGUCCUUACUGUGGGGACACUUUCCAGCUCCCAGAUGAUCUGAGAGGACACACAAAAGACUGUUCCAGAAAGUGCCAUGUGUGUGGGAAAACUACUGCUCGAAUGCUGGAUAUGCGAAGGCACAUGUUAAAGCACAACAACAAUGGCCCAUACAAGUGCCCGGUGUGUCCAAGGACUUUUAUAUCCCAUACUGAUUUGAAGAUGCACCUAAAAACAAAAAAACUUUGUCGGGAGAAAUGUUCUGAUGUGAUGAUGAAUGAAUUACUCUCUUCAGCAGAUGGUAAAUGUAGGGAAAAUGUCAAUGAAGCAGGACUCAUGACAAGGUGCCAACAACCAAGCUCUAACAACACAGCCAGGCCUUUGAAGAGCAUUGAAGAGUUCUUUGAAGAAUUCUCUCAUGACUUGCAGCAGUCCGAUAACAGCAUAAGUAGUGAAGUGAACCUGAAUAGCCUGAAUAGCCUCGACGAAGACUACAGUGACGAGAUCAGUCAAUACCAACCCAUGAAGGAUGUUGACCUGAAUUGCCUCCACGAAGACUCCAUCAUGACCACUGAAGACUACAGUGACGAGAUCAGUCAUUACCCACCCGUUAAGGACGUUGACUUGAAUACCCUCCAUGAAGACUACAGUCAGGCUGAGAUCAGUCAAUACCCACCCGUUAAGGACGUUGACCCAGUGGAGGACAGAAGGUCUGUGGAUGAUUCAGGGGGAAAUGAGAUGGCCAAUGACAAAGAACCAAACUCAACCGAAUGCUUAACAGAGGAGCAGGUGUCCCACACUGAGACAUGCCCUCUCCAGGAUUCUCAAUCAGAGACGAGCGGAGAAGUGAAGAACGAGAUACAGAGAGGGAAACUGCAGGCUGAGGCAACGGGUUCCCAAGGACAGAAAAGAAGAGGCAGAAAGAGGAAAGAGAGAAGAGGACGUGGUGUCAGAAAUGAGAAGACCGAGGCAAAGGGUGUGAAAAGAGAGCACUCACCUGAGACUGAGGAAGAUGCUGAACCAUCAGAUAAAGAACUUUGGACCUCUGUCAAUGAAAGGACCACUGUCAAUGAUUCUGGUGGAGUCCGUCCUUCUCCUCAGUGUCCAUCAUCUCAUAAAAAUGAGGAGGAAUUGCAACAGCCCAUACAGAACUUUCACUCAGAGGAGCACAGUGGUCAUAUGGCCAAAGGGCAGAACAGAGAGGAACGGUCAGAGAGUGUACCUCAGGACUCUCAAACUCCUGAGCCAUCCAACAGCUCUCACAAAAGAAGCUUUCGCUCAGAGCAGCACAGAGGACAUAUGGCAGAAGGGCAGAACAGAAAAGAACGCUCAGAGAGUGUACCUCAGGACUCUCUAACUCCUGAGCCAUCCAACAGCUCUCACAAAAGAAGCCAACGCGUCAAAGCAUGCUCUUUCUGUGGCAAGACUUUCACUGACACACUGGGCUUGACAAGACACAUGCGAUCUCACAUUGAGCAGAUGUCACAUCAAUGCACCCAGUGUGGGAUAGACUUUGAAUUCAGUGAGGACUUAGAGGAACACCAGAAGAGUAGCUGUGAGGAGAAGAAGACUGAGGAUGGAAGGAACAAUAACGAGAACGGCGAGGACAAUGGGGAUGACUACUGUGGAGAAAGUGUCCAGCAAAAAACAGAAUUGAAAAAAUAUAGUGAUCUGCAAGGAGACCUAAAACAACAUGUGAAAGGAGACACACAAGACUGCUCCAUAAAGUGCCAUGUGUGCGGGAAAAUAACUACUCGUAUGCUGGGUUUGCGAAGGCACCUUCUACUUCACUUCAACGAUGGAGCAUACAAGUGCUCUGCGUGUCCAAAGACUUUUAUAUCAAAUGCUGAUUUCAGAUCGCACCUGAGAUCAAAAAGAUCUUGCAGGGAGAAAUGUUCUGAUGAAGUAAUUACUACCGGGCACCACCUCAAAUCUGUCCCUGGUGAGUACAAGUGUCCUUACUGUGGGGACACUUUCCAGCUCCCAGAUGAUCUGAGAGGACACACAAAAGACUGUUCUAGAAAGUGCCAUGUGUGUGGGAAAACUACUGCUCGAAUGCUGGAUAUGCGAAGGCACAUGUUAAAGCACAACAACAAUGGCCCAUACAAGUGCCCGGUGUGUCCAAGGACUUUUAUAUUCCAUACUGAUUUGAAGAUGCACCUGAAAAUAAAAAUACUUUGUCGGCAGAAAUGUUCUGAUGUGAUGGCGAAGGAGUCACUGUCUUCCGUAGAUGGUAGAUCUAGUUUUUUUUUUUGUGAAACAGGUGUCAUGACAAGGUGCCAACAACCAAGCUCGAGCAACACAGGUGGGCCUUCAACGAUCGGGCCUGUGUUGGGCUUGAAGAGCUUUGAAGAGUUCUUUGAAGAGCUCUCUCAUGACUCCGACAUCAGCAUGAGCAGCGACGUUAACCUGAAUAGCCUUCACGAAGACUACAGUCAGGAGGUCAGUCAAUACCAACCCAUGAAGGAGAUUGAUCAAUCCAACCCGGGUGAAUACAAGUGUCCUCACUGUGGGGACACUUUCCAGUUCCCACAUGAUCUGAAAGGACACACAAAAGACUGUUCCAGAAAGUGCCAUGUUUGUGGGAAAACAACUUCGAAGACAUGUGACAUGCGAAGGCACAUGUUAAAACACUACGAUGGCCCCAUCAAGUGCCCGGCGUGUCCGAAGAGUUUUAUGUUCCAUACUGAUUUGAAGAAGCACCUGAAAACGAAAAGACUUUGUAGGGAGAAAUGUUCUGAUGUGUUGGUAAAGGAACUACUGUCUACGGUCGAUGGUAGAUGUAGGAAAAACGUCAGUGAAACAGGAGUCAUGGCAAGGUGCCAACAAUCAAACUGUUUGAAGACCUAUGAAGAGUUCUUUGAAGAGCUCCCUCGUGACUCAGAUAAGAGCAUGAGUAGUGGUGUGAACCUCUAUAGCCUCCACGAAGACUACAGUGAUGAGAUCAGUCAAUACCAACCCAUGAAGGAUGUUGACCUGAAUAGCCUCCGCGAAGACUACUGUGAUGAGAUCAGUCAAUGCCAACACAUUAAGGACAUUGACGCAGAUGAGGGCGAUAAGUCUUUGGAAGAUUCAGGGGGGAAUGAGAUGCCCAAUUGUCACACCCCUGACGAGAGGGGCUGUGACUAAACUCAGUCAGUAUCAUAGAUCAGACGGCACCACCCUAUGUUUACACAAAGAAUAGGGAGCUCUGAAGAACAGUUAUACCAUUAGACAACACCGGUUCUUUUAGUUUGGGUUUAAGUAGAAGAACAUGGAAGAGUGGUCAAUCUCAGUUUCCGUGAACCACAUGAGCGUAAGCUUUUGUUCGGCACAAGAUGGAGGAUACACCAUAAAACAAGUAACACCAUCACAUAACAAAAACAGGUUUCAGUUCAGGUGGAAGUAAAACAUUGCAACAAGGUAAUACUUCUCUUAGUAAAACCAAAGCUUCCCGAAGGAGCUCUGCCAAAGCUUCAACACAAACACAGCUUCCCUCGCACCUGCACCUCCCCCAAGGCGGCCACACCCCAAACAGAAAGGGUUAUAAUGGGGCGGGGAAACACAGGGAGACAAUCACAUCUUUCAUUUAAUCACGGAGUUAACAAAUACUAAAUUAGGAUCACCUGGGCUAAAGCAUGCACAGUAUAGGGCAUUUGUCACAACUGUGACACAAUGACAAAGAACCAAACUCGACCAAAGGCUUAACAGGGAAACACUGACCCAAGCCCUCUCCAGGAUUCAAUCUGAGAGAAGAAUGAGAUACAGGUGAUACCAACCUGGUCUCAGUAUUUCGUAUUAUUCUUUACGUAAAUUCGAUACACCCCAUUUAGUAUUAUAUGUUACAUUUCGAAUGGUAUUUACAGUUGAAGUCGGAAGUUUACAUACACUUAGGUUGGAGUCAUUAAAACUAGUUUUUCAACCACUCCAUAAUUUCUUGUUAACAAACUAUA
Messenger RNA from Oncorhynchus kisutch (coho salmon), 7614 nucleotides. RefSeq lists its product as uncharacterized. The transcript has 11 exons. NCBI's taxonomy places the organism in Eukaryota, Metazoa, Chordata, Actinopteri, Salmoniformes, Salmonidae. Gene Ontology annotation, biological process: regulation of telomere maintenance via telomere lengthening; telomere capping; regulation of transcription by RNA polymerase II. Gene Ontology annotation, cellular component: nucleus; shelterin complex. Gene Ontology annotation, molecular function: telomeric repeat DNA binding; DNA-binding transcription factor activity, RNA polymerase II-specific. The record is from RefSeq and is a predicted model, not a curated record. The coding region runs from base 116 to 6811 and encodes 2231 amino acids.